Salvelinus fontinalis (brook trout) is the source of this 2417-nucleotide messenger RNA. RefSeq names its product G protein-coupled receptor 137Ba (gene gpr137ba). The transcript has 7 exons. Gene Ontology annotation, cellular component: lysosomal membrane. Gene Ontology annotation, biological process: negative regulation of osteoclast differentiation; regulation of autophagy; positive regulation of TORC1 signaling. The record is from RefSeq and is a predicted model, not a curated record. The coding region runs from base 609 to 1742 and encodes 377 amino acids. NCBI's taxonomy places the organism in Eukaryota, Metazoa, Chordata, Actinopteri, Salmoniformes, Salmonidae.
CCUCAGUGUUCAGCCACUGGCUCUCCUCUCCCUUCUGCAGGAAGUCGAGCGUGUUAUUCUUUCUACCCCCUCCUCCACCUCUCCUCCUCUCCUCCAUUCUUUUCUUUCCUCUUAGAGCCUGACAUCCCCAUUCACUCACACCAUUUCUCUCUGCGCAACUGCUCUCUCUGCCUCCUGCUCUGUCAGGCCAAAGAGAGAGAGAGAGAGAGAGAGCUGUGUCUGUGUUGUCGUGCCGUAGCCCAGACUGAGAAAGAGAGAGAGAGACAGAGGACGCUCGUGAGAGGAGGAACAGUCACUACAGUGCACCGAAGGAGAGCAAGAGGAGGAAGAAAGAAGAGAAGGAAAGGAGAGGCCCCCACUGUGGCUAGGAGAUCCAGGGGCAGCCAGGUGAGAACCAGCCAGGUAGAGAAGGAGAGGCCACCACUGUGCCUAGGAGAUCCAGGGAAAAGCCUGCUAAAACCAGCCAGGUAGAGAAGGAGAGGCCACCACUGUGCCUAGGAGAUCCAGGGAAAAGCCUGCUAAAACCAGCCAGGUAGAGAGGGAGAGGCCACCACUGUGCCUAGGAGAUCCAGGGAAAAGCCUGCAAAAACCAGCCAGACCAGGCGGUCAUGGAGGCCCAGGUGAGGGAUCUAUCCCUCCUGUCUCCCCUGGGCACCAACGAGUCCCUCCCUCCCCCCACCCUGACCCCGGCCGUACCCCCUUACGUGAAGCUAGGUCUCACUGUGGUCUACACUGUCUUCUACUCCCUGCUAUUCCUCUUCAUCUAUCUACAGCUGUGGAUGGUGCUGCGCUACAAACACAAGCGGUUCAGCUACCAGACAGUGUUUCUCUUCCUGUGUCUGCUGUGGGCUGCGUUCAGGGCCGUCCUCUUCUCCUUCUACUUCAGAAACUUUGUGACAGCCAACACACUGGGACCAUUCCCCUUCUGGCUGCUCUACUGCUGCCCUGUCUGCCUCCAGUUUUUCACCCUCAGCCUCAUGAACCUCUAUUUCGUACAGGUUGUGUUCAAGGCAAAAUCGAAAUAUGCACCAGAGCUUCUGAAAUACAGGUUUCCCCUGUACCUCCUCUUCCUGUCCAUCAGUAUGGUCUUCCUGGUAGUAAACCUGACCUGUGCCUUGCUAGUGAGGAUGAGCAGCACAAAGGCCCAGACCAUUGUACUGAUCAGAGUAGCCAUCAACGAUACGCUGUUUGUCCUGUGUGCCAUCUCCCUCUCCAUCUGCCUCUUCAAGAUCGCAAGGAUGUCCCAGGUUAAUAUCUACCUGGAGUCCAAGGGAACCUCAUUGUGCCAGGGGACAGCUAUAGGAGCCACAGUCACCCUGCUGUACACGUCCAGAGCCUGUUACAACCUGCUGGUUCUGGCCCUCACCAACGUUAAGAGCAUCAACUCCUUCGACUAUGACUGGUACAACGUUUCUGACCAGGCAGACCUGCAGUCCACCCUGGGGGACGCGGGGUACAUCGUGUUUGGGGUGAUUCUGUUUGUCUGGGAGCUGCUGCCUACCUCCCUGGUCGUCUACUUCUUCAGGGUCCGACAGCCCAACCAGGACAAGAGUGGGAUGGGACUCCCAGGACACGUCUUCUCGUCCAGGGCCUAUUUCUUUGACAACCCUCAACGUUAUGACAGCGAUGACGACCUGGUAUGGAGCAUCAUCCCUCACAACAAACAGGCCAGUUUGACAGCAGACAGCUAUGAUUGCAGCAGCAGCACAGCCCCGCCCCCAGAGGAGCUCAACCCUUAUUGAAGACUUCCUAUUGGUCCUGAACCUUAUUUAAGAGCUCGGAUUUGUUCCGGAACUUUUACAAGAGCUCCUAUUCGUCCGGAGCUCUUUUUGAAGUCUUCCUGAUGGCCCUGUCUCUUUUUCAUGCACACGCCCUCACUGAUGACCUCACACCCGAGGGCCUCGGAUCGAGACACGGGGGUGAAUAUCACCAUGGAUUUUAUUCAUUCUAUUUUCUACUAUUUUGAUAAAUAAAGUCUUUAGUAAAAAAGUUCAGACAUAUUUUCUGAAGGGCAGUAAGUAUUGAGAUGAUGGUCUUGGGGGGCAUGCAUAACUUUCACAAACAAAUAUGAAUAUGUAUAAAGGUUUAUAAUCAAGGUGUACAACAUUGGCAGGUAAGAGCUGAAUUGCACUUUACAGUCCAUCUGAAUAUGCAUUACCUUUAAUCCACUAUUUUAAAAACAUGUUUACUGUUUAGAAGCCAACAUGUCGUAUAAGAUAACUCAUAUACAGGUGUCUCCUAAUCGUGUAUGUAAUAUGUAUCCAUUUAUAUUCUCAAUGUCUCCUUUUCAUGUUUUUAACACAAGCCGCUAAAAUGGUUGACAGGCAUUAGAGAGGAGAUGUACUGUACAUGUGUUCUGGUCUUUACAAUCCUCUCUCACAUUGGAGUCUCCAUAAUAAAAACUAUUUUAUAAAACA